Colletotrichum fioriniae is the source of this 1242-nucleotide messenger RNA. It is a transcript of the gene CYT2, whose product is annotated as Cytochrome c1 heme lyase. The record is from RefSeq and is a predicted model, not a curated record. NCBI's taxonomy places the organism in Eukaryota, Fungi, Ascomycota, Sordariomycetes, Glomerellales, Glomerellaceae. Gene Ontology annotation, biological process: cytochrome c-heme linkage. Gene Ontology annotation, cellular component: mitochondrion. Gene Ontology annotation, molecular function: holocytochrome-c synthase activity.
AUGAACGCCGACCUUGUAGACCUCGUUUUCCUAACCCGCUUCCAACCCUCAGCAGCUACCAUAUCCUCCUCCGUCGCAAUCGACUACGAAGACCACUCUCACCACACAAUGUCAGACUCAAGCAACGGCGCGGCGCCUGAGACGUGCCCCGUCGACCACAAGGCCCGCGAAGCAUGGCUCCAGCACGCCCGCGCCGCGAACCCAGACGCAGCACAACCUCCGCACCCGAUACCUCCAACCCAGGCAGGAUCCUCACAGUCCCAGAACGCGCAGUCUUCAUCGUCCUGGACGCAGUCUCUGCUGUCUUUGACGCCCUUCUCUUCUUCCUCGGCGCCGCCGCCGCCGCCAACCUUAACGAACGCUGCCACGACACAAGCUCCCGCUGCCUCCGCCGAUACCGCCGCCGAAGUCUGUCCUGUAGACCACAAAUCCCGCGAAGCCUGGCUCGAACAAGCCCGCGCCGCCUCCGCCGCGAACGGUUCCUCAAAUCCUCACUCACCACACCCCGCCAACCUCCCUCCUAACCCUCACCACCACCACCAAUCUCCCGAAGCCGCGCCAUCAUCACCACAGCCCUCGCGAUCAUGGACACAGUCCCUAAAGUCCUACAUUCCCUUCACCUCAUCAGCACCUACCACACAAACGAACACACCGAUCCUUGCACCACCCGCACCCACCAAAUCAGGCCUCGACACCGAGCGCGAGGUCUCGACGAUUCCCAGGACAGCGACGUCAGCGUACCCGGGUAUCAGCCGCCCGUCCAACCACGAGCAGGAGACGGGCUCGGACGAGGCGACGGGGAACUGGAUAUACCCGUCCCAAAAGAUGUUCUUUGACGCGAUGAAGCGCAAGGGCCACGAUACCCGCGCGCAGGACAUGGCGACCGUGGUGCCGAUUCACAACGCCGUGAACGAGAGGGCGUGGAAGGAGAUUAAGGAGUGGGAGGCGCCCUACCUCGAAGGCACAGCCUGCGACGGCCCCAAACUCCACUCCUUCCUCGGCCUCAGCACGAAUAUGUCCCCCAAGGCGCGCGUGAACACCCUGCUGGGCUACACCCCGCCCUUUGACCGCCACGACUGGGUCGUCGACCGCUGCGGCGUGCAGGUCGAGUACGUCAUUGACUUUUACGCCGGACGCCCCGACGCCCGCGGCAAGCCCAGCUUCUACUUGGAUGUGAGGCCGAAGCUGAACAGCUGGGAGGGUGUCAAGAUGAGGGCUUUGAGGGGUGUCGGGUUGGCUUGA